Molecule: messenger RNA, 2151 nt
Organism: Anopheles maculipalpis
Lineage: Eukaryota; Metazoa; Arthropoda; Insecta; Diptera; Culicidae
Gene: GlyRS
Product: glycine--tRNA ligase
Exons: 4
Coding region: 89-2128 (679 amino acids)
Biological process (GO): mitochondrial glycyl-tRNA aminoacylation
Cellular component (GO): mitochondrion; cytoplasm
Molecular function (GO): ATP binding; glycine-tRNA ligase activity
Source: RefSeq, a predicted model, not a curated record
CGCGGUAUCAGUCAGCCAGAAGCCGUUCAACUGGGGAUCGAAUAAAAAGCAUCGUGACGUGAAGCUUCGUCUACAGCUGCUGGAAAGCAUGACCGACCCAAAGAUUGAGGAACAGCUAGCGCCGUUGCGCGAAGCUGUAAAGGAGCAGGGAGACUUGGUGCGCAAGCUAAAAAGUGAAGGUGCUCCAGAAAUCGACGUGAAGAAAGCGGUCAAUGAGCUGAAGGCGCGCAAGAAGGUGCUGGAAGAUCGCGAGCUAAGUCUCGCACCUCAGGUGGCCAGCUUCGAUCGAGCCCGUAUGGAGGAUUUGCUCAAGCGUCGCUUCUUUUACGAUCAAAGUUUUGCCAUCUACGGUGGCAUUACCGGCCAGUACGAUUUCGGACCGAUGGGCUGUGCGCUGAAAUCGAACAUGAUCAACACGUGGCGUCAGUUUUUCGUGCUUGAAGAACAGAUGCUCGAGGUGGACUGUUCGAUCCUUACACCCGAGCCGGUCCUGAAGGCAUCCGGCCACGUGGACCGUUUUGCUGAUCUUAUGACGAAGGAUGUGAAAAAUGGCGAAUGCUUCCGGCUAGAUCAUUUGAUUAAGAAUCAUCUGGAAAAGCUGGCUGCAGCGAAGGAUGCGACGGCAGAAUUGAAGGAAGAAUGUGCUGACAUCGUGAUUAAGCUGGACGGUAUGACGAAGGACGAGAUGGCAGCGAUUAUGCGGAAGUUCAAUAUGAAAUCACCCAUCACCGGUAACGAUCUAACGGAACCGAUUGAAUUUAAUCUUAUGUUCGGCACGCAGAUCGGCCCGACUGGUUUGGUGAAAGGUUUCCUGCGACCUGAAACGGCUCAGGGUAUUUUCGUGAACUUUAAGCGUCUGCUGGAGUUCAAUCAGGGACGCCUUCCGUUUGCUGCUGCACAAAUCGGCAAUAGUUUCCGCAAUGAAAUUUCGCCCCGAUCUGGGCUAAUUCGGGUGCGUGAGUUUACCAUGUGCGAAAUCGAACAUUUCUGCGAUCCGCAGGCGAAAAAUCAUCCCAAGUUUGAGAACGUGGCAGAUACGGUGAUGACGCUUUACUCGGCCUGCAAUCAGAUGGAUGGCAAGAGUGCACAGCAGGUCCGCAUUGGAGAUGCCGUUGCGAGUGGAUUGGUAGCGAACGAAACGCUUGGGUACUUUAUGGCCCGCAUCCAGAUGUUCCUGCAUCGGAUUGGAAUUUUACCGGAUCGGCUCCGGUUCCGCCAGCAUAUGGGCAACGAGAUGGCACAUUAUGCGUGCGAUUGCUGGGAUGCGGAAUGUUUGACGAGCUACGGAUGGAUCGAGUGUGUCGGAUGUGCGGAUCGGUCUGCGUACGAUCUGACCCAACACACGAACGCAACCGGUGUGAAGCUGGUGGCCGAGAAGAAGCUUCCCGCUCCGAAAACAAUUGAGGUGACGGAAGUUGUACCGAACAAGGCCGCGAUCGGGAAAGCAUUCAAAAAGGAAGCCAAAGCGAUUACGGAUGCAUUGGCAAAGCUUUCUCUAGGAGAGGUUGAAAGCAUCGGGAAGAGUCUUGGCGAAAGCGGAGAACACACGCUGUCUGUUAACGGUACGGAUAUUAAACUGUCCAAUGAUCUGAUUGCGGUUAAAACUAGCUCCAAAACGGUACACGUGGAGGAGAUUACACCCAGCGUGAUUGAGCCUUCGUUUGGUAUUGGACGUAUUAUGUACUCGCUGCUGGAGCAUAGCUUCCGGAUGCGUGAAGGGGACGAGCAGCGCAGCUACUUCUCGCUGCCACCGGUUGUAGCUCCGCUCAAAUGUUCCGUACUGCCGUUGAGUAACAAUGCCGAGUUUGCACCGUUCGUUAAGAAGAUUUCGAUCGCGCUAACAUCCGUUGACGUGUCGCACAAGGUGGACGAUUCUAGUGGAUCAAUCGGUCGUCGGUAUGCGCGCACGGACGAGAUUGCGAUACCGUACGGUAUUACGAUCGAUUUUGACACACUCAAGGAACCGCACACGGUGACGCUCCGUGAGCGUGAUUCGAUGAAACAAGUUCGCAUUGGGUUGGAUGAGGUAGCGAACACGAUCCGUGAUCUGGCAACCGGACGUACCAGUUGGACCGAGGUAGAGCAAAAGUAUCCACGCUUUGAGCAACAGGAAGCGUCUGCCAAGUAAAGCCUUAAAGCGAUUUCGGAAUA